Molecule: messenger RNA, 397 nt
Organism: Vitis riparia (riverbank grape)
Lineage: Eukaryota; Viridiplantae; Streptophyta; Magnoliopsida; Vitales; Vitaceae
Exons: 1
Coding region: 96-362 (88 amino acids)
Source: RefSeq, a predicted model, not a curated record
UUUACAGAGAGAUCUUCUAUAUCUAUUCACUACUCAGAAUCGCCUCUUUUUGUUGUUGAUUGUUGUUUGGGUUUUGGAGAAAGAAAAUUAAGAAGAUGAGUCAUAUGGGGAAAGCUUGGAUAGUGGCAGCAAGUGUGGGAGCAGUGGAGGCACUCAAGGAUCAGGGCUUCUGCAGAUGGAACUACACUCUGAGGUCUAUUCACCAGCAUGCCAAGACCAACCUCAGGUCCUUUACUCAGGCCAAGAAGCUCUCUUCUUCCUCUUCUGCCAUGGUUUCCAGCAGAGUGAGAGAGGAGAAGGCAAAGCAGUCAGAGGAGUCUCUGAGGACUGUCAUGUACUUGAGCUGCUGGGGACCCAACUGAAGAAGAAGAUAUGAAGAUGGAUGAUCAUCAGCCUG